Molecule: messenger RNA, 576 nt
Organism: Ostertagia ostertagi
Lineage: Eukaryota; Metazoa; Nematoda; Chromadorea; Rhabditida; Trichostrongylidae
Source: the annotation of a GenBank genome assembly
AUGCCAUUCCUCCAUGGGGCGGUAGUGAGUGCUGGUCUCAAGUAUCGGUUUAUUAUUGCUCUACUGCUUGUAUAUAUUCUCUAUUCCCAAUGGCGACAUAAUAAUGAUCUCUUCACGAUUAUAGAAAAAGCAGGGAAUGAUUUGACAUUAUGCCAGAACUAUGCCGAAAGUUUGGUGGCGAAGUUACGCGUUGUUUAUGACCAUAAAUUAAAGAUGGAGCAGAUCUACAACUCCAAACGGAUAUCUAACCAAGGAAAGCGCAAAGUGGCCGAACACUUAUGGCAGCUAUGCGAGGAGAAUUUAACAUCUAUCACGGCUGAGCUUGAUCAAUGCCGCAGUGGUAAACGCGACCAAAUCCCUCUCCCAGAUUUGUCGGGAACAGUACUACUUCACCGACUUCAAGGAGAAGUGGAUAAUCUCAGGGCUGUUAAUGUUAGCUUAAAUGAAGUCAUACUAGAAAAAGAAGAAUCAAUCCAGGUCUGUCACAAGGAAUUGGUAGCUAUAAAGAAUUCGCUCUCUUCUUGUCAAGAAAUGGUCAAAAAAUAUGUUGGCGUGAGUGAUUCGUUACCUUCUUAA